AUGCUUCUGCAUCUGCAGCCCCCACGAAGCCUUUGGACCUCGAUAGCGAGCGAGACUGACUUGUCGUCCAGAUAUGAGGUUGAAGAAAUGUUAGCACAGCCUGAGACGAACGAAUCGGAGCCGGCCUGGCUUGUUCCUACGUACGGUUACAGGAACGAUAUCGCGGUGGUUCAGAAUGAUCUCCCAGCUGAACUUCUCCAGGCCAUCUUCAAGUACUCCGUGUCGCGAAGGUAUGCCGGAGACUACAUAGGCAAAGAUCUGCUACCAUGGGAAUUUCCCAUGGUUGGUCGCAUUCAGGCCACCCUUACCAUGGUGUGCAAAUACUGGCGAGCGGUCGCCUUGAACACCCCCGAGCUCUGGACUGCCAUCAGUCCCGGCUGGAUGGAUCGCCGCGAUGUCUUCGACAGGGCCGCGCUCAUGUUUCUAGAGCGUGCGCGUCAUCUGCCUGUCAACAUCAUCGUCGACAAGCCAGGAAAAGCCAGAGGGUUGGACGACUUCUUCAGAAAAAUGGGCCCUCAGCUUACAUCACGCCUCCGUUCUAUCUACUGUCGACCUCUCUGUGAUACUUUCGACUGGGCCUUCGACUUCUCGGCACCCUGCCUUGAGUCGUUGUCUUUGCAAGAAGACAAUGUGGUACGGGUUGUUGAUCUUCCUCUUUUCCAGGGACACACACCGAAACUACGCUACCUUUCGCUCACUGCCAUGAACUGGGCGCCAAGGAACCAUGCACCAUCAUUGACGCAUCUCCAUUUGCGGAUGUGUGCCCAGUCGGUCGAUGGCAGAAGCGAUUUGAUCACGUUGCUGCGGUCUGCCCCGGCAUUGACUGACCUCGUGUUCUCCGUGUCACUGCUCGUUGGGUCAACGCCCGACGUGCCUUACGUCCACCUCUCAACUUUACGUCGUCUCACGUUCGAUGCCAUGCAACGGGACGUCGUCUGCGAGCUCAUGAAGGCUGUUUCGGUUUCGAAAGACGCCUCCAUCCGCUUCCAAGGCUCCCAGUCGCUGACGGACGAGAUGAUCACGUCUUCGGGUCCUCAACUAUACCUUGCGAACCGAUCCUGGACGCGGAUGUCGAUCAAGUUCGACCCGACGGAGACCCUCUGCUCCGUCGUUGUCGCCGACACUUCCGCCGCGUUCUCAGGCGACUUCGCGGUGGUCAUAGAGCACCGCGACUAUCACCGCUACAAUGAGCGUGCACGCCUUUGGAUCCGACCUCCCCAGUUACCCUUCCAAGGCGUUCGCGAGUGUUGGAUCAUAGAGAACAACGACCACGACUCUAUGUAUACCUUCGCAGCUACGGGGCUGCGUGGCAUGCUGGAGGGACUGAGCGACCUCGAGACGUUGGUCGUAUGCGCUUGGAACUGCGAGGUCGUCUUGGACGCGCUCUCCGCACCGAACGAGCCCCGCAAUGGCGCCGACGUGGACGCGCGCCCGAUCUGCCCCAAACUCAAGACGCUCAGCAUCCUCGCGACGAGCGUGCGGGACCUAGAUCGGGCGCUGGGAAUUCAUGGCCUCCGUGACCGGGACGAGCUGCGGCGCGACUUCGAGCGCGUCGUCGUCAGCUACCUGCCUGGGUUCCACGGACCGCGUCCGCACGCGAGCCAGCUUGACGAGUUCUUCCACGGGACGGUCGAGUAUGUUGACCUCGUGGAGUGCCCGGCGAUGGAGCUGCCCGAGGCGUGUACCACCGAGGCCCAUGUCUACUGGCCUAAGUGGACACCGCAUACCGUCGGUCUCGGCAGGAUAACGCGUGUGAAGUCUCUUGGGAUGCGUGGACCGUUGGACAUUUGA
This is a messenger RNA of Rhodofomes roseus, 1791 nucleotides long. RefSeq lists its product as uncharacterized. The record is from RefSeq and is a predicted model, not a curated record. Lineage: Eukaryota; Fungi; Basidiomycota; Agaricomycetes; Polyporales; Fomitopsidaceae. The transcript is spliced from 4 exons. Bases 1 to 1791 code for a protein of 596 amino acids.